This is a messenger RNA of Coregonus clupeaformis (lake whitefish), 3574 nucleotides long. Its product is annotated as integrin beta-1. The transcript has 15 exons. The coding region runs from base 16 to 2508 and encodes 830 amino acids. Gene Ontology annotation, biological process: cell migration; integrin-mediated signaling pathway; cell-matrix adhesion. Gene Ontology annotation, molecular function: C-X3-C chemokine binding; fibronectin binding; collagen binding involved in cell-matrix adhesion. Gene Ontology annotation, cellular component: cell surface; integrin complex; focal adhesion. Lineage: Eukaryota; Metazoa; Chordata; Actinopteri; Salmoniformes; Salmonidae. The record is from RefSeq and is a predicted model, not a curated record.
GAUAGCCGCGGUCGGAUGGGACGACGAAAACCGAUUGGCUAUGUGAAUUCACUCGUAUCAAAUAGGCCAACAUUUGCUUUUUUUGUGUAUCUGUUGCCUGCCAAGAUGGAUCUGAAGCUACUUUCUAUAGCAACAUUAUUAGGAAUCUUAUGUUUCUGCAGUGCACAGCAAGAGGGCAGUGAUUGCAUCAAGGCGAAUGCACAAUCAUGUGGGGAAUGCAUCCAGGUCGCAGAGAAAUGUGGAUGGUGUACAGACGCUGACUUCCUGAAGCAGGGAGAGUCUAAGUCAGCCCGCUGUGAUGAGCUGAAGUCCCUGAUCACGAAGGGCUGCAGUAAGGCCAAGAUCGAGAACCCCCGGGGCAGCAUCUCCAUCGACAAGGACAAGCCCGUCACCAACCGCAAGAAGGACGUGGCCGAGAAGCUGAAACCUGACCAGAUCACUCAGAUCCAGCCCCAGAAACUCACCCUCAACCUCCGAUCCGGUGAGGCCCAGACGUUUAAGCUGAAGUUCAAGCGGGCAGAGGACUACCCCAUCGACCUCUACUACUUGAUGGACCUCUCCUUCUCCAUGAAAGACGAUUUGGAGAACGUCAAGAACCUGGGGACUGACCUGAUGCGUGAGAUGCAGGAGAUCACAUCAGACUUCAGGAUUGGUUUCGGCUCAUUUGUGGAGAAGACUGUGAUGCCCUACAUCAGCACCACCCCAGCCCGGCUGUUGAACCCCUGCACGAGCAAUGAGAACUGCACCAGCCCCUUCAGCUAUAAGAAUGUGCUGAAGCUGACUGAGAACGGGCAGCAGUUCAACAGCCUGGUCAGCAAGCAGCAGAUCUCUGGAAACCUGGACUCCCCUGAGGGAGGCUUCGAUGCCAUCAUGCAGGUGGCUGUCUGUGGGGAUGCCAUUGGCUGGAGGAAUGUCACUCGUCUGCUGGUGUUCUCCACUGACGCUGGCUUCCACUUUGCUGGAGACGGCAAACUGGGCGGCAUCGUUCUGCCCAACGAUGGAAAGUGUCAUCUGGAAAACAAUAUGUACACCAUGAGCCAUUACUACGACUAUCCCUCCAUUGCCCAUUUGGUCCAGAAACUGAGCGACAACAACAUUCAGACAAUUUUUGCUGUUACUGAGGAAUUUCAGCCGGUUUACAAGGAACUGAAGAAUCUCAUCCCCAAGUCAGCAGUAGGAACCCUGUCCUCCAACUCCAGCAACGUCAUCAAGCUCAUUAUCGAUUCUUACAAUUCUCUUUCAUCUGAAGUCAUUCUGGAGAACAACAAGGUGCCUGAAGGUGUGUCCAUAAAAUACAAGUCCAUCUGCAAGAAUGGCGUGGUUGGAACAGAAGAGGGUGGAAGAAAAUGCUCUAACAUCUCCAUUGGAGAUGAGGUGUCCUUUGACAUUACCAUCGAGUCCCAGAAGUGUCCGUCUCAAGGCAAGUCCGAGACCAUUAGGAUCAAGCCGCUGGGUUUCAAUGAGGAUGUGGAGAUCGUUCUCAACUUCAUCUGCGAAUGUGAAUGUUCCAAAGACGGAGAACCUCUCAGCAAGAGCUGCCACAACGGCAACGGGACCUUUGAGUGUGGAGCCUGCAGGUGCAAUGAGGGACGUAUCGGCAGACUGUGUGAGUGCAGCACAGACGAGGUGAGGACCGAUGACCUGGACGGUAACUGUCGGAAAGACAACGGUACAGACAUCUGCAGCAACAACGGAGACUGUGUGUGUGGAACCUGUGAGUGUAAGAAGAGGGAGAACCCAGAGGAACGGUACAGCGGGAAAUUCUGCGAGUGUGACAACUUCAACUGUGACCGCUCCAACAACAAACUCUGUGGAGGACAUGGGCGUUGUGAUUGCAGGGUGUGUAUCUGCGAUGCCAACUACACAGGCAGCGCCUGCGACUGUUCCCUGGACACCUCCACCUGCUUGGCAGCCAACAAGCAAAUAUGUAAUGGCCGGGGCACCUGCGAGUGUGGUGUCUGCAAGUGCACCAACCCCAAGUUCCAGGGCCCCACCUGUGAGAUCUGCCCCACCUGCCCCGGAGUCUGCGCUGAGCACAAGGAGUGUGUUCAGUGCCGGGCUUUUGAGACGGGAGAGAAGAAGGACACGUGUGAGAGGGACUGCAGCUAUUUCAAUCUGAUCAGAGUGAAGGACAGGGACAAGCUGCCCCAGCCAGCCGACCAGUCCUACCCCCUAUCACACUGUAAGGAGAGGGACGCCAACGACUGCUGGUUCUACUACACCUACGCCGUCAGGAACGACACAGUGAGGGAGGUCUACGUGGUCGAGACUCUGGAGUGCCCAGCGGGCCCUGACAUCAUCCCCAUCGUGGCUGGCGUGGUGGCGGGCAUUGUGCUGAUCGGCCUGGCCCUGCUGCUCAUCUGGAAGCUGCUCAUGAUCAUCCACGACCGCAGGGAGUUCGCCAAGUUCGAGAAGGAGAAGAUGAACGCCAAAUGGGACACGGGUGAGAAUCCCAUCUACAAGAGUGCCGUAACAACUAUUGUCAAUCCAAAAUACGAGGGCAAAUGAUGGCGCAUCCUCUCUGUCAUUACAACACUGUAUGCAAAAUAAUAUGGGGGGGGGGGUUGUUAUGUUCACGGUUUGUUUUUGUAGUCACCAAAUGAUAGCAGUGCAUUUUGCCACUUUCAGUAUGUUUUACUAACCGUUUUUUUCUAUGCAUCGUUUGAAUUGAAAAAAGUGUACAGUAUGUAUAAACUUGGGUUUUUACUUUUUUGUGUAACUUGACGGAAUGUUUUAACUGAAUUAAUUUUUGCCACAGGACUGGCAAGGUCAUUGAAGGUGUGGUUGUGCCUUUCAUAGAACCGUGGAGCCAUUAUUUCUGUUUUGAGGGUGAAAUUGGAUGUCGAUGUGGGACAAGAUAUGUAGCGAUAGCUGGCCAUUGGGGACAGCAAUAAAUUGUAAUAUGUACAGUUUGUAGGAAAUGGAUUCUGUGUAAAGCCAUAUUUUAGUCACAGAAAAGGGCUGGAAGGAAAGUUAUGUUUAUCAAUUUAUUCUUCAACCUGAACAAUCAAUUUAAAUGUUUCUUUUUUAAAGAUAUUGUCAUGAUAUUUGUAAAUCUUUAUAAAUAAAAUGACAUCAUUAGUAGUAUUAUGGGAUCCAGGUUUAAAUUGUUUAGUUUUAAAGAACUCAGGUCCCUAAUAAACUCUUAAUUAAUAGCGAUGCCAAAUAUUACAGAACUCACUGCCUUGUUUGCAAACAAUAUGCCUUGUUUUAAUUGUCUUGUUUAAGUUACAGAAAUUGAAUUCUGAAUGGGGUUCUGAAUGGUUUUCUACUUGACCUAUAUCCUCAGCGUGCUUUUUUGUUUUACUGUCGAAUAAUUAUAUUUUCUAAUUAAUGGUUUGAUCAAACUCUUCCAUUGGAUAAUGGUGACUACAUUACAUUUCAGUUAUAAAGAUCAGUGUUAAGGGAGUGAUGUCAUUCAGAUCUUUGUUGUAUUUCAAACAUCCCACUUAGUUGUAAGAACACAAUCGCCACACUGUUUUUAAAGUGCCUUUUUAUUUCAUCCACAUUUUGCAUUACUUUAUUUCUGAAAUUAUUUAUUAAAGUUCCAAAACAAAUUACCCCAACAUUGUUA